This is a messenger RNA of Scleropages formosus (Asian bonytongue), 2215 nucleotides long. RefSeq names its product DEAD (Asp-Glu-Ala-Asp) box helicase 56 (gene ddx56). NCBI's taxonomy places the organism in Eukaryota, Metazoa, Chordata, Actinopteri, Osteoglossiformes, Osteoglossidae. Gene Ontology annotation, molecular function: ATP binding; nucleic acid binding; RNA helicase activity. The transcript has 14 exons. Gene Ontology annotation, cellular component: cytosol. The record is from RefSeq and is a predicted model, not a curated record. Bases 27 to 1703 code for a protein of 558 amino acids.
AAGUCGGGGCGACACACGCGGGAGCGAUGGCUGCCGACAGGCUGCGGUUCCACGAGAUGGGCCUGGACAACCGCCUGAUGAAGGCGCUGGCGGACUUAGGAUGGGCGCAGCCCACGCUCAUCCAGGAGAAGGCGAUUCCUCUCGCCCUCGACGGGAAGGAUAUCUUGGCCAGGGCUCGGACCGGCUCCGGGAAAACGGCUGCGUACGCGGUGCCGCUGAUCCAGCGCAUCCUCGCGUCCAAAGAGACGGUGUGCGAGCAGGCGGUGCGAGCGCUGGUCCUCGUGCCCACCAAGGAACUCGGUCACCAGGUGCACACCAUGUUCCGCCAGCUGACCGCUUACUGCGCCAGGGACGUGAGGGUGGCGGACAUCUCGGGGAAGGCCGACCUUUCCGCGCAGAGGCCCAUCCUGAUGGAGAAGCCGGACGUGGUGGUCGGGACGCCGUCUCGUGUGCUGGCCCACCUCGCCGCUCGCAAUGUGACGCUGAGCGCGUCGCUCGAGGCCCUGGUCAUCGACGAGGCCGACCUGCUCUUCUCCUUCGGCUUCGAGAGCGACCUAAAGGGCCUGUUGUGCCACCUCCCCAAGAUCUACCAGGCUUUUCUGAUGUCGGCCACCUUGAACGAGGACGUGGAAGCCCUGAAGGAGCUCGUGUUGCACAACCCGGUGACGCUGAAGUUGCAGGGCUCCCAGCUCCCCGACAGCUCUCAGCUGCAGCAGUACAGCAUCCAGUGUGAGGAGGAGGACAAGUUCCUGCUCGUCUACACGCUGCUGAAGCUGGGUCUCGUACGCAGCAAGACGCUCGUGUUCGUGGACGCCGUGGACCGUUGCUACCGCCUCAAGCUCUUCCUGGAGCAGUUCAGCAUCCCAGCCUGCGUGCUGAACUCGGAGCUGCCCGUGCAGUCCAGGUGUCACAUCAUUAUGCAGUUUAACCAGGGUUUCUACAACUACAUCAUCGCCACUGACGAGCACACGGUCGCCGACCCCACUGUGACUGUGCUGCAGGGCAAGAAGAGGGGGACCGCUUCCAGAGGGAGAGGGAAAGACGAGGAGUACGGCGUGUCCAGAGGCGUCGACUUCCACAACGUGUCCAACGUCAUUAACUUCGACUUCCCCAAAACGGUCGAGUCCUACAUCCACCGCGUGGGCAGAACCGCACGAGCGGGGAACCCCGGCACGGCGCUCACCUUCGUCUCGCACACGGAGCUCGAUCUGCUGGCGCAGAUCCAGGACGCGCUCGCAGGAGACAAUUCGGAGAGCGCCUUGAAGCCGUACGGGUUUAAGAUGGAGGAGAUUGAGGGAUUCAGGUACCGCUGUCGGGACGCGAUGAGGUCGGUUACGAAACAAGCCAUCAAGGAAGCCCGGCUCAAGGAGAUCAAGCAGGAGCUGCUCAAUUCUGAGAAGCUCAAGACCUACUUUGAAGACAACCCCCGUGACCUGCAGCUGCUGCGCCACGACAAGGACCUGCAUCCUGCCAUCAUCAAGCCGCACUUGAAAAACGUGCCAGAAUAUCUCAUCCCUUCUGCACUCAAGCAUGUGGUGAACCCGCUCCUUGGGCGAAAGAAGCGCAAGCAGGUGAAACCUUCACUGCAGGUUGUGUUGAAAGCAAAGUUCAAGGGGUCUCGCAGGGGCAGCAAUCCACUGAAGAGCUUCCGGCAUGUCGGAAAGAAAGGCAAAGACAGGCGCAGGGAUGCCGGGAAGUCCUAAGGGCUCCGGUCAGAAGAAGAUGCCCUCAGAGCUCAUCUCCGAGACCAGCGAUGAUUCCGACGUCCACCGUGCCCUUGGAUUGUGGGAAGGGGUUUCGCUUCGAGGAACGCUGCAGUCUGUUGCCUCGCCACCGGUUCAGCUGUGGAUCAUUUAUUGGAUGCUGAGCGAUUCCCUGCUCAAAAGACAGGUUUUCACACAAUGGUAUGAACAGUACUUUCGAAACACAGUCACAGCUGGAUUCUGUACCCAGAGGCUCUUGUUCAGCACAGCAUGUGGUUUUAAAAAUGUAGAGAAGCUUCCCCAAGAGAGCGCAGUAUUGCAGGAACAUCAGGUGAUUCUUUUCUGGCUCACAGCGAGAAGCAAGACCAUGGCAUUUGUUGCUUGUAAACAAGUAAUUUUUCUGUAGCUUCAGUUACCCCUCCUUUCUGCCUUUGUUAAAAAGGUCUUUACCAGAGCACUCUUGUGCUGCUCUGGCUAUUGAUAUGGUAAUAAAUGUAGCGUUACCAUCUGAA